Pseudomassariella vexata is the source of this 664-nucleotide messenger RNA. RefSeq lists its product as uncharacterized. The transcript has a single exon. The record is from RefSeq and is a predicted model, not a curated record. The coding region runs from base 104 to 553 and encodes 149 amino acids. NCBI's taxonomy places the organism in Eukaryota, Fungi, Ascomycota, Sordariomycetes, Amphisphaeriales, Pseudomassariaceae.
AAAGGUAGCUGUGCUUGUCGCUAUACACGAAGCAAUCACUCGGAACCCGGAUUACGACGGUUUGCGGUGCAAGAUGUAGUAACUGACGUGACCUCGGGAAGAUAUGAGGUGUCUGGGGCGAGAAAUUUCACAAGAGGCUUCUCAGCGAGAUCUCACCAACAUCCGAAGUCAUCGAUUACCGCCGGUUAUCGUUCACUCAUCAGAAACAAGACCCCGGCCACUGAAGAUUUACCCCACACGCGCGGGAACCCGCUGCCCUUACGCUUAUCUGGCCUGCUCGUUCUUAUCUAGUGGGGUACUACUUCACAACACAGCUUGUCAUCGCCUUUCCUUGACUGGUCUUUGGGCUGGAGAAGAGGAGGUCGUGGCUAUGAAGUCUUCUUCAUCAGGAAUACCGGCCUGGAAAUUUCAUGGUAUCAAUGACGAACUUUCAAGCUCAAGCUUCUCCCAAUAUCAACCUAAGUUCCCCAUCUGUGUUUUUAGUUCCAUCUUCCAGGAACGGUGUGGUUUGUCCUGCUUAAUUUCAUGUGAUGUAACCCGACGCCCGUCUUGAGCCAAGAAAGUGCGUAGCGUCUAGAUCAGCUGCAGGGUCUUGAGCUCCCGAUACUUAAAACGUCCGAAUUCCAAUAACUUCCUGACGAACCUAUUAUCAUCAGUCUUACUG